AACAUUUUUUUUAAUGUCAACGUGGAAAUAAAAUUACAUUUCAAAAAAACCUGAAUUCGUAAACGUAGUAAAACAGCAAUGAAGAGAUUUGUUUUUAAGUAUUUUAUGCAGGCACACAUAAGGGCCACCAUUAUAGGCAAAAUGGGGCGGAGAUUUAAGACCCCUUGACGCCUCCGGUGUUUUUAGUCAACUGCAGUUAUAAAAUCAGCAGCUGGACAUAGGAGGUGGCCAGGUGCGACUGAAAUCACCGGUGAAACGAGUUUAUAACGAGAACUGAUACUGGAGAACAUGGACAGGACCGUCAGCCUCCCCAACCAGCCCGACAAAACCACCACAGUGACUCUGGUUGAGAGCAGCAGCACCCCCGGUGGGCUGGAACUGGUCAGUUCAUACCAGACCAACAGAGUAGGAGACCCCUCAGACCUGGUGGCCCUGGCAGCUCAAGUACAGAAGGGAGAUGAUUUCAUAAAAGCCAAUGCUUGCAACAGGCUGACAGUCAUUGCUGACCAGAUCAGAUACCUACAGGAGCAGGCGAGAAAGGUUUUAGAAGAGGCCAAAAGAGAUGCUGACCUCCACCAUGCUGCCUGUAACAUUGUGAAAAAACCAGGCAACAUGUAUUAUCUCUACGAACGGCCAUCUGGACAGAAAUACUUCUCCAUCAUUUCUCCUAAGGAAUGGGGCCCAAGUUGCCCUCACCAGUUUGUCGGUGCGUUCAAACUUCAGCAUGACAUGUCCUGGACCCCCAUAGACGAGGUGCAGAAGCGGGAUGCGGAGAUCGCCAUCAUGGACAAACUUCUCAGCCAGCAGACCGCCUUACCACCUUACACAGAGCCCAACUUCAAGGGCCUCUCUGAUUAAAGGGCUGAACUGGAACAAAGGACUGGGAUUUUAUAAAGGACACAUGGUGAAAGCUAACUGUAGUUUUAAUGGAUAUCAGUAUGAACUGGCAAAAAUCCACACAUGGGUAGGAGUUGCUGAUAUGAAAGCAUCUGUCACACAGUGUUUUGAUGACUUUCAUACACUGCCUUAACUGCAUAAUGCAUUACUAUUAGUUUUUGUUUGUAGUCAUCAUCUUUGCAACCUCGCCAUCAUCAAAACAGCAAAUGAGGGAAUGUUUCUCCAAAACUGAAAAUAUCAAUUUAGCCUGUUCUGGCAAGCAUGUGCAUAGACACGUUUUGCUUCAUAGGCUUUAUAAAAAGCGUUUCACUUCAGAUUUAGUUGAUCACACCAACAACCAUCACGCAAAUUCAUUUUAAAUGUGCAGUUUUCUUGCAUUGUAAACAAACAAAAGUUACGUUCACAUUCAGUGGUACUCCUCGUGAUCUAACAGAUGUGAAGAAUGCUUUUCCGUCCUCAGAAAACAUCUGGCUGGUAUUCCAGAAAGCAGGUUUAGUUAAAACUCUGAGUUUGUUAAUCCUCAGAUGAGGGAGACUCUGGAUUUUUUAGUUCCAGAAAGAGGGGUAACUUAAACUCGGGUCAGUUACCAUGGUAACUUACUCUGUGAAGCUAACCUGCUCGCUGGCCGAUUUCUUCAACAAACCCUGGGUUUCUGUCUGUCUCCUGCCUCUUACAGAGCCAGACACACUGUUUCAUUUCCUCAUUUAGUCAAAGUGCAUAUUGAAGUAGCAGAGGUUUACUGUCUGUCAGAAUCAAAAUCCAGGUUGGAUAUUAGAUUGUUUCUCAAGGACUUUCUAAAGUCAUGACACAGCGUGUUAAUUCAGCUUCAGCUGAGAAUAAAACCUCUGCACGUCCUUUUUACAUGUGAAAGUUGUUUUUUUUUUUUUAUAACACUGUGACUGUGUGUACGCAAGACAGCUGUCAGUUUGUUAGAGCAGUUUCUGCAUUGAAAUGCAUAGAACACAUUAUAUUACAUAUAAUGUGUUCUAUAUUUUAAUAUUAUGUGUAACCUCAGUUUAAAUUUUACAAAAUCAGUAUGAAGCUUUAGACAAGUAGGUAGGAUCACUGAAUGCUGUUAAAGCUUGGCAGCGAUGUCUCUGUCUUUGAUUUAUAUAUAUUUUUUUUAAAUCUUUAACUACAUUUUUCAUCUGAAGUUUCCUCCUGUGUUUGUUCCCUGUCAGGUCAAAGCUGAAGACAUAUAUUUCAAAUGUAAUGUAGGCUACAGCCUGAUACAGUCAGAUACCACUUAUCAUUGUUAAGAAAAUGAAAGUCUGGUAAAUGAUGAAUUUAUGGACAACACUGAAUAAAACUUUGUGUUAACUUAUUGACACUUUUCCCACUCUGA
Molecule: messenger RNA, 2242 nt
Organism: Thunnus maccoyii (southern bluefin tuna)
Lineage: Eukaryota; Metazoa; Chordata; Actinopteri; Scombriformes; Scombridae
Gene: c3h1orf50
Product: chromosome 3 C1orf50 homolog
Exons: 5
Coding region: 289-858 (189 amino acids)
Source: RefSeq, a predicted model, not a curated record